Molecule: messenger RNA, 1413 nt
Organism: Trypanosoma conorhini
Lineage: Eukaryota; Euglenozoa; Kinetoplastea; Trypanosomatida; Trypanosomatidae
Exons: 1
Coding region: 1-1413 (470 amino acids)
Biological process (GO): protein ubiquitination
Cellular component (GO): membrane; Cul4A-RING E3 ubiquitin ligase complex
Source: RefSeq, a predicted model, not a curated record
AUGCAGAGGGAGAAGGGGCUUCUGCUUUUUUUACUGCUUGCUCUCUUGGCAUCGCGUGGUGCGUUGGGUGAAAAGUGCACUCGCGUGAACCAGUGUUUGCAAUGCGGAAAACUCGCGUGCGAUACUAACCUCGGCAUCUGCGUCUCUUGUAACGUAACGGCCGACUGCUACCCCAGUGCCAUGGAAUGCAGGGAGGGGAAGUGUGUUGUAAAGGGCCUUGCCAGUGGCUUUUCCGCCCUCUCGGGCGUGGCGCUCCUGUGCGCAUUUGCCGUUUGCUCCAUCGCCGUAUUGGCUGGUGUUGGAGGUGGCGGCAUUCUUGUGCCCAUGUUCUGCCUGCUGAUGGGGGUGCCGAUGGACGUUGCAGUGGGGCUGUCCCAGGCCACUAUCUGCGGACAGAGCAUCCUGAAUGUGUUCCUUGCCGUUCAGAGGCGUUUUCCUUCUACCGAGUUGGCGCGUCCGUUGGUCAACUAUCAGUACCUGACCCUCCUUGUCCCGCUUGGGGUCAUUGGCACUCUCGUUGGAGGGGUGCUGAACAAGUUGUGCCCUGACUUGCUUCGUCUAAUACUGUUGUUUGUGCUUCUCGUGAUGGUUUUGUAUCGCACUGUGCUAAAAUUGGUUGCACAAUAUCGGAAAGAUCAGGCCGUGAGAAGGGAAACGGCUCCGGUCCCAGCGUCGGAGGAGGGGGAGGUGGAGGGGGCGGAGGAUGCAUUGGGCGUUUCCGAGGAACCGCCCCGCCCCGCCCAGCCUCAGUACCCGUGGCUGGAGAUUGUGUGCGUGAUCUCUUCUUUCAUUGUGAAUCUGGCCUUCGCUGCGUGGAGGCCUCGAACAAAAUGCGGGGGUGGGGUGUAUAUUGUCACGUAUUGCGUGCCGAUCGCUGCAAAUGUCUUUUUGUUUACCUGGUACCGGUUUCGCUUGGCGAGUUUGGAACAGUCCAAAUUGCUUUUUUAUUGGAACGCCAAAACCACAAUUCUGUAUCCUCUGGUCGCGGUUGUGGCAGGAAUUGCGGCGGCCAUGCUCGGCAUCGGGGGCGGGUUGGUGCUGGGCUUUGUUCUGUAUGAGGUUGGCCUUAUUCCCGAGGAAGUCUCUGCCACAGGCGGCACUGUAACCCUAUUUUUGGCCUUUUCUUCUGAGCUGAGUUUGUUACUUGAGGGCAAUUUCCUUAUUGACUACGCAGGGGUCUUUUUCGGUUGCGGGCUCCUCAGUACGGUCGUUGGCCAAUUUGUGUUCAUGCGUCUCAUCAAGAAAUUUAACUUGAGGUACUUGAUCGUCGCGGCUUUGGUGACGAUCAUUGCCGGUUCCCUUGCGUUUCUGUCAGGGUACGGCAUCUACCACUCGCUCACGCUUGUCCACGAUGGAGGCUCUAUCGUGGCGUUUGGCCGAGUAUGCCGUGCGAAGUCGGGCGGCAGCAAGUAG